AUACCGACUGCAAGUCCAAAUUACAAACGGCCCAAUGUAUUAAAGUAUAAGACCCCAAUGAAGAAAACAGAGCCGUUCUACGAAUUAUACUGGCAGAGACACGCGAUUAUACGGAACUCGAUUGAUAUAAGAGCGUCGAAAUUUGAUUCGAUUUUAAUUUGGUGGAAGAGCAGAAGGAACAAAGAUGCUUCAAAUCCGACUAAGCAAGACCCCGUCCUCGGACGCCGCCGGUCCCGUGAAGCCAUUGCCUGUGGAAACGGUGACGGUGGCUUGCCCCGAUCACCUUGUUAUCGCUGACCUUCCCGUUGCCAAGAGCAUUGGCGCCGCUAUCUCGUUCUCGCUCUCCAAGACCGUCGGUCGUAAGUCACGCCGCCAGCUUGGCGAGCGAGUUCACUUCUGCGUUGGCUGCGAUUUUCCUAUAGCCAUCUACGGCCGCUUGAGUCCUUGUGAGCAUGCCUUCUGCCUCGAUUGUGCAAGGAGUGAUUCGAUUUGCUAUCUUUGUGAUGAACGUAUACAGAAGAUUCAGACAAUCAAGAUAAUGGAGGGGAUCUUCAUCUGUGCAGCUCCUCACUGUCUUAAAUCUUUCUUGAAGAAGACUGAAUUUGAAUCUCAUAUCCAUGAGAGCCAUGCUGCCCUUAUACAGCCUAAUGCAGAGAAGGAAGAUGGUAAAGACUCGGAGGUUCAUAGUGCUAAACAACCUACAGGUUCUGAUGCUGCUGUUCGAGGUCUUCCAAGGCCUGUCAUUUCUCCUGGUUCAAACCCCCUGCUCCAUGAUACUGAAGACAAAGGUCGUUGGCAGCAGCCCAGAGAACAACUGCCUUCAAGGCCUAUAAUGCAGCCAAAGGGACCACUAGUAUUUGGUCAAGUUCCGAAUUAUCCAUUGGAGCCCCAAUUAGAUGAUAACCACUUCCAACAAGGCUUUGACCUGCAGCGCACCCCGCAACCAGAUUCUAGUCAGUUUUCAGACAAGCUGCAGGGACUUUUAUCUGAGAAUCAGUAUUCUGAAUACCCACCUAUACAUUCCAUGCAACCACCUAAUUUUGCUAUGCCAAUGAAUUCAAACCGAAUGUUAACUCCAUAUGGUGUUCCUCCUUUUCCAACUGAUGGAUCUCAACCAUUUUAUGGUGCUCCUUAUGAAAUGGCUAGGCAAAGUUCAGCGUCAGAUGUCGGUUCCGAGCAGGGGUCAUUGUUGAGUUUCCCACCAGGUCCAGUUGGGGGUGUGAAUUACCCAACAGCUUAUCCGCCUUGGAAUGGAGGGCAACCUGGUGUCCACUUUUAAGUCACUCCAUGCACGUUCGUCCACCAACUCCACCGCUCUCACAUGAUAUGUCAUAACUUAAACCUGGCAAGUUCAACUCUGGUGAUAUGAGUCUUGAAGGACAAGGGCAGCAAGAACCUGAAUGGCAAGGCAGGUAGCCAGGGGUAGAGAUUGCUCCUCCCUUUUGUGGUCAAUGUGUGAUAUUUUCUCCAUUUUUAGUGUUUGAUUAAGUUUUGUAAUGUUCUUUCCAUUUCUUAAUUUAUUAAGAGCAUCGUGCUCUCUUUUAUAGGAUUUCGAUUAGUUUGCAAAUUCAAAAUUUGGCCCAAGUUCUUCAAUGGAAACAUUCUAUAUAGUUUUUAAGUGAUGAUAAAA
Gossypium arboreum is the source of this 1630-nucleotide messenger RNA. RefSeq names its product E3 ubiquitin-protein ligase HAKAI homolog. The transcript is spliced from 3 exons. NCBI's taxonomy places the organism in Eukaryota, Viridiplantae, Streptophyta, Magnoliopsida, Malvales, Malvaceae. The coding region runs from base 185 to 1279 and encodes 364 amino acids. Gene Ontology annotation, molecular function: ubiquitin protein ligase activity. The record is from RefSeq and is a predicted model, not a curated record. Gene Ontology annotation, biological process: protein ubiquitination; regulation of cell adhesion.